This is a messenger RNA of Puccinia triticina, 648 nucleotides long. RefSeq lists its product as uncharacterized. The record is from RefSeq and is a predicted model, not a curated record. NCBI's taxonomy places the organism in Eukaryota, Fungi, Basidiomycota, Pucciniomycetes, Pucciniales, Pucciniaceae. The transcript is spliced from 6 exons. The coding region runs from base 1 to 648 and encodes 215 amino acids.
AUGGUCGCGCUGAAACGGUACUUGAGUCUGGUCGCCCAAACCGACGAUGGGUCGGCCGAUCGCGCAUUCCUUGUUUCCAAGAUCCUCGUCACCAUGCGCAAAGCUAACUCUUCGCGGAUCGAGUCAAUCAAAUCCUUAAAUAUGGUUAUACUCGCUUAUCUUACAGCAAACACGUUCCUCUUAAGCGUCUUUAUGCCUCUUUUGUGCAUAUCCUGGUGUGAUCUGAAAGUGAAGGCGGAGUUUCUGGCGGCAAAGUUACAACAAGAGGGCAACGAAAGCUCGGACGAACUAGCUGAGCUCAUGGAGACCACGCAAGAUGCGCGAGCAACACUCCUGUACCGCUCGCUCUCAGUCUUCUUCGGCUUAGCAUCGUGCGCGCCAGGCACGUGUUGGGAACUUUACUAUAGCCACAAAGCUUUCUCCAGCGAGUAUACCUAUUAUCGAGUGGUUAGCGCUUUCUUAUCGCAGGGGGUAAUCUCUAUCUUUUUGAACAUAAGACUACAAGCCAAGCAACAGGCCGAUCCAAGAAGACUACGAGUGACGGGCCACGGCCAAGGCCGGGUAUUCGGGCCCUCGAUUCCAUUGCAUUCGCCCACUGAAACGCUGGAAAUUCACGAAAAACCUGAAAUUAUUCAGUCGUGUUAUUAG